AUGUCCUUCCUCGGCGGCGCAGAGUGCUCGACGGCGGGCAACCCGCUCAGCCAGUUCACCAAGCACGUCCAGGAUGACAAGUCGUUACAACGAGACCGCCUGGUCGGGCGGGGGCCGGGCGGCCUGCAGGAGGGCAUGCGCAGCCAGCAGAUGGGCGGCGGCUCGGACGGUAUGAUGAACGAGUUCAUGCAGCAGAACGCACAGCUGCCCCAGGGCCCCGGCCCCGCGACGCCCUUCGCCAUGGAGCAGAUGCGGCGCGAGCUCGAGCGCGCGCAGCACACGGGGUCGCCUGCGUGGGCGGCCGAAUUCGAUCCUGGCAUGGCGGCGCCCGAGGUGAUGGGGCCCGCGAUGCUCGAGAGACCCGCGGGCUUCAGCCCCGCCGAGUUCGCAAAGUUCCAGCAGAUGAAUCCAAAUGCGCGGACGGCGAGUCCGGGCGUGCAGUCGCCGUCGUCGAUGAUGGGGGGAUACCAGCGGCCCAUGUAUAGUGGCGGCAUGGGCAUAGGCAUGGGCAUGGGAAUGGGCAUGGGCGGCAUGGGCAUGAUGCAGGGCAACUACGGCGCGCAGAACUUCCAGCAGCAACAACCCCAGCAGGAGGGCAAGGGCAAGGGCCGCAUGGUGGAGCUCGACGACCAAGACUGGGAGAAGCAGUUUGCCGAGCUGGAGCAGGUGGACCAGGACGCGCUGGACAAGGAAGCCAACGCGCGCAUCGAGGCGGAGCUCAAUCAAAUGGACAGGUCAGUAAACGCAGACAAGCACGACGCCGCCGACUUUGGCGACUUCGAGUCCAUCUGGGCCGGCAUCAAGGCUGAGACUGAACACGCUAGGCAACUGGCCAACGAGGACAACUUUGCGGAUGGCAUGCACAUGGGCGACCUCGACCAGUGGGAGGGCUUCGACGGGCUGAACACGCAUUCCGUGGGCGACCCGCCCAUGGGAGAUUAUCUCUUCGAGCAGAACAAUUUGUUCAAGGACAUUACGAAUCCGUUCGAGGAGGGCAUCAAGAUCAUGGAGGAGGGCGGCAAUCUGUCUCUCGCGGCGCUCGCCUUCGAAGCCGCAGUCCAGAAAGACAGCCAGCACAUCGCCGCGUGGGUCAAGCUGGGGGAGUCGCAGGCGCAGAACGAGAAGGAAACGCCCGCCAUCCGCGCGCUCGAGAUGGCGCUCAAGCUCGACCCCAGCAAUUUGGAAGCCCUCAUGGGGCUCGCCGUCAGCUACACAAACGAGGGCUACGAGAGCACCGCGUACCGCACGCUCGAGCGCUGGCUCGCGACAAAGUACCCCACGCUCAUCAAUGAGCCCCUGUCUUCGGACGCCGAGAUGGGCUUCACAGACCGCCACCUCCUACACGAGAAAGUCACCAACCUCUUCAUCGCGGCGGCCCAGCUGUCGCCCACGGGCGAGCAAAUGGAUCCCGACGUGCAGGUCGGACUCGGCGUGCUCUUCUAUGGGGUGGAAGAAUACGACAAGGCAGUCGACUGCUUCGGCGCGGCUCUCGCGUCCACCGAGUCCGGCGUGUCCAAUUCCUCCUCGCAGCUGCACCUCCUUUGGAACCGGCUCGGCGCGACCCUGGCCAACAGCGGCCGCAGCGAAGAAGCCAUCGACGCCUACUCGCGCGCCCUCGCGCUGCGCCCCAACUUCGUCCGCGCGCGCUACAACCUCGGCGUGUCCUGCAUCAACAUCGGGUGCUACACCGAAGCCGCGCAGCACCUCCUCGGGGCGCUCGCCAUGCACAAGGUCGUUGAGAAAGAAGGCAAGGAGCGCGCGAGGGAGGUUGUCGGGGAGGGGGUCAGCGAGAGGGAUCUGGAUAACAUGAUUCAUCAGAACCAGAGUACGAACUUGUACGAUACGCUGCGGAGGGUGUUUGGGCAGAUGGGGAGGCGGGAUCUGGCGGAUUUGGUGGGGCCCGGGGUCGACGUGGAGCGGUUUCGCGGCGAGUUUGAGUUUUGA
Paraphaeosphaeria sporulosa is the source of this 1944-nucleotide messenger RNA. Its product is annotated as peroxisomal targeting signal receptor. The record is from RefSeq and is a predicted model, not a curated record. The coding region runs from base 1 to 1944 and encodes 647 amino acids. Gene Ontology annotation, cellular component: cytosol; peroxisomal membrane. The transcript has 2 exons. NCBI's taxonomy places the organism in Eukaryota, Fungi, Ascomycota, Dothideomycetes, Pleosporales, Didymosphaeriaceae. Gene Ontology annotation, molecular function: protein binding. Gene Ontology annotation, biological process: protein import into peroxisome matrix, docking.